Messenger RNA from Cryptotermes secundus, 2958 nucleotides. RefSeq lists its product as uncharacterized. NCBI's taxonomy places the organism in Eukaryota, Metazoa, Arthropoda, Insecta, Blattodea, Kalotermitidae. The record is from RefSeq and is a predicted model, not a curated record. The coding region runs from base 180 to 1388 and encodes 402 amino acids. The transcript has 8 exons.
GUAAGUUGAGAAUCCCUUCAGUAAAUCAGUAACUGACUGACAGACUAGCUAAUGAGAUAAAAUGUAGCUAUAAAGCCAUAGAGGUGUCAAGUAUUGGUUUCAUAACCAAGGUCACCCACUCUGGGAACUUGCUGUUCAGUCAGAUAGUUGUGUCACUUGCUCUUAGGCACUGUUACAGAAUGCCAGUAGUGGAGAAGAUUGGUCGGCGCAACAGUAUUCCCAUUCUCUACACACGUGGGACUCACUAUGAAGUUGGAUUUGAUGUGGGGCGCACUUUCAGUAGCCUGAUUCACAGUUUCUUAGCUGCUUCACCAAAUCUGAACAAAGUGCUUCUGCCAUUGUACGAGACAGAUGCUGGCAAGAAAGUGUACGAGGAGACUCUGACCUCUGUCCACAAGAGUUUCCCACAGUAUGUGAGGGAGAUGGAAGGGACUGCAGAUGGAGCUCAAGUGCCCUUCCACAAGUUAUUUCUGCUUCACAUAUACGAAAUGCUACCCAAUGUCUUGGGGCAGGAAUCAGCCAACAGCCAUGGCACAGGAUGUUCCACAGUUUGCUGUAACCAUCCUGGAGAGGAGAUUCUAGGUCACACUGAGGAUGCCUUGGCUGAAGUGCUGAAUCAUUUCUACUUUGUGUCAGCUCACAUUAUCUCUGAUUUGCCACAAGGUCGCUGGAAAGUUACUGAGGAACGGUUCACAUCCCUGUGUUACGCAGGUCAUCUACCAGGCUACACCAUGAGCUACAAUCACCAUGGAUUUGUCUAUUCUGUCAAUGUUAUUAGUGCCAAGAUUCUGGCAUCUGGAAAGACGCCUCGUUCCUUUUUGACAAGAGCUCUGCUAGCAGCAGAGAACUUUGCCCAUGCACAAGAGAUUCUGCGCGACUCUGGCUGUGGGGCUGGAGAUGCAGUUAGUAUCAAUAUGACAUUCCUAAACCAGGAGGGGGACCGACUGUUCCAUAAUGCAGAGGUGGGACCUCCAGUGGGUGCAGCUAAUGAAUCUUCACUUAGUAUUUUCACUACCAGUCCUGGAGAACAUAUCUUUCAUUGCAACAAAUAUCUGAGAUUGCAAAUUCCUGAAGCAGGGGGUGAAAUAAUGACAAGCAGUGAUCAUCGUCAUGCUGCCAUGAAAUGUUUCCCACAUCCUGCCUCCAGAAAAGAUGUUAUCAACAUCCUGGGUGAUCAGUCUAAUAAAGAGUAUCCAAUUUUCCAGGAAUCUGGUGAUGAUGAUUAUGUGAAGACUGUAGCUGUAGGAAUAUUUGACUGUGUUCGACAAACAUGGAGUAUCUACGCAGAUAACCCAAAGACAAAUGAACCUGUUGUAGUUCUACCUCUUCAGUUGAAGUCCCCAUCCAAGGUGAUAGGGUGUUGCCCCACACCGAACCUACAAGUGUAAGGACCACCCCUUGUAGGCUGGCUGUAAAUGUAUAUACUGUAGCUCUUCUCCAUAUCUGGAGAUCAUCACUGCAACCAGAGGCUGCACCAUGUCAUGAUGAUGAAGAGCCCAUUAUUAAUAAUAAUGUGAAUAUAAAUAUCAGCUCAAUUCUCUGACAGUAGUAUAUAUUAAUAUUUUUUUUAAGGGAGACAGCAUCUCAACACAUAGCUGUAUUUGCAUUUGAAUUAAGAAUUGUACGGUGCUUGUCUAGAAAUGUUAUGUAAAUAAAGUAUACCCAACUGAAAAUAUCUUGUCUUUUUAAAGAUCACAAGUUUUGUAAAAGACCUCUAAAACCAAAUGAAAGUAUGCUACUGAAACUGCAUUCAAGUUUUCAUGUAUAGUCUUCAUUAACCAAUUAUCCAAAUCACCACUCAGAAUGGUUAUGUUCUAAUUGUGAUUACAAAUUACCAUACUAUAUAAUUAAAUUUUUUUAAUUCACUUAGUGGAGGGUGGAGUCCAACUGGGAUCAAACCCAGGCCACCGGGGUGGGAAGCCAGCAACUAACCACUUGAGAUAUGGCGUGGCCUUUUACUAUACUAUAUAACAUGAAUGUAAUCAGUGAUGUUAACCCGUUGCUCCCCUAAUGCAAUAAAAUCAAGGUGGCCCUCUGCCUUCCUUGCAUAAUAAAACAGUGAAAUUUCACUAAAAAUGUGAAUGUUUGGGAAAAAACUGAACUCAGUUGCCAAAUGAAUGUAAAGCAUCUCGGAUAAUAAUUUAAGUAACAUGCUAUAAUUCUAUACAAUUUACAUGUAUGAUGUCCCUAUAUCAGACAUAUUUAAAAAGAAAUUAAGAAAUUGCAGUAAGAAAAGACUAUAUAAAAUAUUGAGUGAAAAAUGCAUUUUUCUGCACAGUUCAUUGAAUACUUCCAAUGUAACAUAUAAAUGAGAGAUUCACAAAUACUGUACAUGAGUACACAUACUCUAGUUGACUGUACAAACAUUAUUUAUUUAUACUAUGAUAAUUAUGUGAAAACUGCCAUAAAAACUUACUAAAUAGGAAUUCAUAAAUACAUUGUACUUUCCAGUAUAUACCCAAACAUCUGUCAACAAUUCUCCUGUUCGUUCAGGUUUAUAAAAGUGACGUCAUAAGAAGGUCACCAGAAUGUCACAACUGCAAAAAGCCAACAGAAUCAAAAUAUAAAGAAUUGUAUUUUUUAAAAACUGUGAAAAAGUCUAUUGCAAGACAGUAGGGCAGUUCUGGGUACUUUGAUUUUUGGAAUUCAGUAACACAGAAGUCCAAAACAGAUCACCAUAAGCACCAAUUAAUGAUUUGGCCAAAAUGAAGUAACAACAUUUUUGCACAAAAGGAAGACUAAUGCAUAGGCCCUUGCUGUAAUGAGGACUGCGGUGUGGAGAAAAGACUGGCCUAUGAGUUGAAAGACAGAAAGAGGAAGACUUGAAACUUUUGGAGAAGAAUGUUUUCAGCAGUGGCUAUGUCGGCUGGAUACCGGUUAAGCAUUCAUAUAAACUUGGACCAAAUGUGUGGUCUGUAUUCUGUUUGGCAUGGUCCACCUACAGUCACUACAAGCUGA